GAUAUACCGCAUCAAAUGAACGGCAGUGAUUGCGGGAUGUUUGCGUGUAAAUUCGCGGAAUAUGCAUCACGUCGUGCCAGAAUCUCGUUCAGCCAGGAGCAUAUGCCGUAUUUUCGUGAACGUAUGGUUUACGAGAUAUGUCGUCAAAGGCUUCUGUAG
Gongylonema pulchrum is the source of this 159-nucleotide messenger RNA. The record is from the annotation of a GenBank genome assembly. Lineage: Eukaryota; Metazoa; Nematoda; Chromadorea; Rhabditida; Gongylonematidae.